ACUUCACGCAACAGUCUACUAUUUAUUCCAAGGGAGAGAAGAGCCUCACUAUACCCUUCUCUUCACAUAACAAAAAUGGGUAGAAAGAUUGAGAUGAAGAAAAUAGAAGAGACAACGAAACGUCAAAUCACAUUUUCCAAAAGACGUAGUAAUUUAAUGAAGAAGGCGGAAGAGAUUGCUGUUUGUUGUGACGUUGACGUACUGUUUGUCGCGUUUUCACCGUCUGGUCGAAUCAGUAUAUUCUGUAGUAAAAAAAGUAUUGAAGAUAUGCUUCAGCUCUAUAUAAAUCUUUCGGUUGAGAGGAGAUUGACUCACAUAGCCGAUACUCAGAAAAAGAUGGAAAAACUGGGGCAAUUGAACCACAUCAACGGAGAUGUUAGCAAGCUACACUUUCUUGAUAAGCAGGAUUACGAACCAAGAGCAGACCAAGAGACUUCUCUUCAUCAACUCAAUUGGUGUGAGAGGAACUUGCAACAAUCUUUGCAAAAAGUCAUGGCUAGAAAAAUGGGAUUGGAGAAGCAAGGCAAGAUGGAUGUUCACUUGGAUGCACAACAAACAACUCCUCAGGAGCUUGAUACGUCGAUUAAUCCAUACAGUACAAGUAUUCAAGGGAGCAUGUUUCAAGAUUGGAUAGACAAAGGAAAAAGAGUAUCAGGCAGUUCUAUCAAUUAUGCAUAUAACACUCCCUAUGCAAGUUCUUCACAGUGUGAGAAUAUAUCAUUAUCUCCAAUCCAAAACCUAUCUUAUAUCUCAAUGCAGAGCGAGCAACAAAACAUGGUAGUAGAUGUCCAACAGAAUCCAACACAAGCAUUUGAGCAAUCAGAGACACAAGUGACUUUUGGUGAAAGUAUUGGCAGCUCUAUCAUGGACUUCUGGCACAAUCUUUGCAAUUCUACAAGGCCUGUCUCCGGUCCACUCUCCACUAUGGGUACACAAUCAAAUAAUCUCUCCCAAUUUGAGUUGGAGUAUGCCCAUUCAAAUUGGAGUAUGAACUUGAAUCAUAACAACAACAAUCACAUCAUUCAACAUAAUGAUCAUUCUUCAGUUCAGAGUGAUGCAAGAGUUCCUAAUGUUAAUGGAAGUAACUAUUACAUGAAGGAAAAUACCAUGGGAAACAAUGAAUAUUUCGUUGAAAAAACACAUGACAAUGAUUCGUGGGAAUGGGAUGAUGAUUUUCUCAAUGAGAUUUUCAGUGUGGAAGACUUCAGAAAUUUGGAUUGAUCAACCAAUGACCAAUAAUCUUUUCAAUCUUCAUUUAUAUUUGUGGUCCAUUUAAAUAAGGAUAAAUAAACACAACAGACUCCUAAUGUUUUAGUUUUUCUAUUUUCUUUUAUUACAAGAGAUCUAAAUGUACGUAGUGUGGCCUAUAUAUGAUAAAGUGAAUAACAAAGUGGGCCUAUCAAUGUCAGAAAAUAAAUUUUUGAGAUACCUAUCGAUAUGUAUUGUCCAAACAACACUUACAAUGAGGACAACCUAAUAAAUUUUUACAUUUAG
Molecule: messenger RNA, 1494 nt
Organism: Lycium barbarum (goji berry)
Lineage: Eukaryota; Viridiplantae; Streptophyta; Magnoliopsida; Solanales; Solanaceae
Product: agamous-like MADS-box protein AGL66
Exons: 11
Coding region: 76-1221 (381 amino acids)
Biological process (GO): regulation of transcription by RNA polymerase II
Molecular function (GO): RNA polymerase II cis-regulatory region sequence-specific DNA binding; DNA-binding transcription factor activity, RNA polymerase II-specific; protein dimerization activity
Source: RefSeq, a predicted model, not a curated record